Malaya genurostris is the source of this 608-nucleotide messenger RNA. RefSeq names its product CCAAT/enhancer-binding protein gamma (gene Irbp18). Lineage: Eukaryota; Metazoa; Arthropoda; Insecta; Diptera; Culicidae. Gene Ontology annotation, biological process: regulation of transcription by RNA polymerase II; DNA-templated transcription. The record is from RefSeq and is a predicted model, not a curated record. Gene Ontology annotation, molecular function: DNA-binding transcription factor activity, RNA polymerase II-specific; RNA polymerase II cis-regulatory region sequence-specific DNA binding. Bases 90 to 485 code for a protein of 131 amino acids. The transcript has 2 exons.
AACAAUUUUACGAGAAACAUUAAACUUUCUCCAUCGGUUUGAAAGUUUAAUUUCUUUUGCAUUUAGUUUCCAGUUAUUUUGCUGGAGUGAUGCCUCCAAAAAGAAAAGCUCCCACAACCGAUGAAGACGACGAUGAGUAUAGAAAGAAGCGCGACCGAAACAAUCAGGCCGUGAAACGAAGUCGAGUAAAAUCAAAACAACGAACCGAAGAAACCCAGCAGACAGUGAAUGAACUACGAGUUAAAAAUGAAGUUCUGGAGGAUAAAAUUAAAAAUCAAACCAAGGAGCUCAAAUUCCUAAAAGAACUUUUUUUGACUCAAGCCCAAGCAAAAUCCGACAAAUUAGUUGGAGUCAAUUUGGCAGAUUUACUAAAAAGCUCGGACGAAGAUGAUGAGGAAGAAGAAAGCAAUAAUGCAAAUCGCAAGAAAAAGAGCGCUGAGAAGACUAACGGUCGGAGGAAGGUCGGAAGUUCCAGUAAAAGUUAAGCUUGUACGUAAUACAUAAGGAUAUUUAAAUAAUACGUGUCUCGUUUCUAAAUGUAUAUAGUUUUAAUUGUGCUUUCAACAAUAAAAAUUGUUAAUAUAUAUAAAAAUGAAACAACUACCGAA